AUGUUGCUACUAAUAUUUCUCAUCUCGAUUCUGGCAUCCACAAAUGCUGGACUUCUAAAUAACUUAAUAAAUGAAAUACCUAAAUUGAAUCCAUUAGAACAGAUACCAUUUAUUCCGGAUUUGUUAAUACCUACAAUUCCUGAAGAGGCACGGUUUACUACGAUGGAAUUUAUAAAUAAAUAUGGUUACGAUGGUGAGACACAUAAAGUGACUACUAAAGACGGUUAUAUUUUGGAACUGCACCGGAUAACAGGACAAACUAAUUUCAACAACUCGCAAGUGCAAAAACCUGUGGUAUUUGUGAUGCACGGUAUUUUGUGCAGUUCGGUGUGUUGGGUCAUUUCUAGACCGGAGAGAAGUAUAGCGUUCCUUCUGGUGAAUGAGGGCUAUGAUGUAUGGCUCGGUAACACACGUGGCAAUUCAUACGCUAAUAAUCAUACAUCUCAUAAUAUCAAGGAGAAAGAUUACUGGAAUUUCAGCUGGCACGAGAUUGGCAUAUAUGAUCUUCCAGCAAUGAUAGACCAUAUUGUAAAAACCACUGGCCAGAAGAAAAUUUUCUAUAUAGGGCACAGUCAAGGUACCACCUCCUUCUUUGUCAUGGCGACAAAACGACCUAAAUAUCAGAAUUAUAUCAAGGAGAUGUAUGCUCUAGCCCCGAUUGCUUAUUGCGGUAGAAUGAAGAGUCCCUUUCUGCAAAUACUGGCACAGUUUACCGGUAUUGACCAAUAUUUCUGGAAUUUAAUUGGUAUGUACAAAUUCAAUCCUAAUGACGAUUUCAUGAAAACAAUUCGACAAUUAGUGUGCGCGGAAAAAGCUGCUACUCAACAAAUAUGUUCUAAUUUUAUGUUUUUACUAUGUGGAUUCAACGUUGAACAAUUUGAUAUGACUCUUUUACCAAUUAUCGCAGCACAGUUUCCUGUUAGUAUAUCCACGAAACAACUUGUCCAUUACGGGCAGCUCAUUCAGUCCGUAAAUCUGUCAACAGGUUCGCUAUUAUUGUCACCGGGGAAAUUUAAACAAUUCGACUAUGGAAUAUUAGGUAACACAAAUACAUACAAGUUACUCUCUCCACCGAAUUACGACUUAAGCAAUAUCAAAGCUCCGGUAUAUCUAUUUUAUAGUGAUAACGAUUGGUUAGCGAAUGUCAAGGAUGUGGAAAAAUUAUAUAGUGAGCUGGGUAAUCCGUCCGGUAAAACUUUGAUUGCGCAUAAGAAAUUUAAUCAUAUAGACUACAUGUGGGCUAAGGAUGUGAAGAAGCUUUUAUAUGACCGGCUAAUCAGAAGAAUGAAGAAGUCCUCAUAAUAUAAAGUGCCUCAUAAUAAAGAGUCUAUUUUUCUAAAUUUUUACAGUGAUUAAUCUACGAAAUUUCAUCAAGAAUAUACCUUUCUCGUC
Molecule: messenger RNA, 1392 nt
Organism: Cyphomyrmex costatus
Lineage: Eukaryota; Metazoa; Arthropoda; Insecta; Hymenoptera; Formicidae
Product: lipase 3-like
Exons: 8
Coding region: 1-1302 (433 amino acids)
Biological process (GO): lipid metabolic process
Molecular function (GO): hydrolase activity, acting on ester bonds
Source: RefSeq, a predicted model, not a curated record